AUCGACCUGAUAUGCAACUUCUACUUUCUACUGCACUUUGUGAUCAAAUACGUGGCAGCAAGCGACAAGUUGAGGUAUUGGCUGCAACUGACGUCAGUCGUCGACAUGUUCACCAUUCCUCCGCUCCUGGCUGCCAUCCACCUGAAGAAACAUUGGAUCGGCAUCAGGUUUGUCUGCGCGUUUCGUCUCAUAGAUUUUUCAGACGUGCUUCAAUCAUUGGGCAUCUUCAGAACUACAAAUCCCGUCAAACUCUUCAGGCUGCUCACAAUCUUCUUAAGCGUCUGCAUCGUUUCUGCGGGGUUUGUUUUUUUGUUGGAGAACUCUGGCGAUCCGUUCCGCUGCUACUCCAACUCGCAGUAUUUAUCAAUUUGGAACAGCCUCUAUUUCAUUUUCAUCACUCUGUCCACUGUUGGCUACGGAGAUAUUUUGUGUUACACAGUGCUUGGGAGGGUAUUUAUCUGCAUCUUCAUCGUAGGAGCCAUUAGCCUAUUUGCCGGCUACAUUCCUGAAAUAAUCGAAAUUAUGAGCGAUUACAGAACGAAGUAUGCCGUCGAAUACAAGCGGGAAGGAGGCGUCAGACACUUGAUCGUUGGAGGGCACAUAUCGUUCAGCACAGUGAGCAGCUUGAUGCGAAACUUCACGCACAACGAUCGACUCAACCAAAACCUCAAAUGUGUCAUACUUGAUGAGUUAGAACCGUCGAUGGAGUUGGAAACACUGUACAAACGUUACUACAACUACAUAGUGUUCGUGAAGGGCUCCAUGAUGGCGAUCAAGAACUUGAAAAGUGUCAGGCUUGCUCAGGCGGAUGUUGUCCUUAUACUCACCAACCAGUCCGCUGUUUGCGCCGAUACCGAAGAUACGAAGAACAUAAUGAAAGCCAUCGCAGUGAAGAAUUAUUUCUCCGAUUCUAGAAUAAUACUUCAAUUAUUAAAAGCCGAAAACAAGACAAUCUGCAAGAACCUUCCAUUUUGGACGAGUAGUGACCACAUAAUCUGCUUCACUGAGAUGAAGAUGGCCUUCAUGGCAGCUGGAUGUCUCGCUCCUGGCUUCUCCACCUUCCUAUCCAAUCUCUUGUUCAUGUUUUCCUACAGUAAAAAAGUUGCUGAAUGGCAGAACGAAUAUUUGAAGGGAGUUGACAUGGAGGUGUACACUGAGAGGUUCUCAGCGUUUUUCUACGGAAGACCCAUCCACGAAGUUGUCGACUUCUGCUACACCAAACUCCGCCUGCUUCUUGUGGCUGUUGAGGAAGAUUGUGCUAAU
Molecule: messenger RNA, 1263 nt
Organism: Helobdella robusta
Lineage: Eukaryota; Metazoa; Annelida; Clitellata; Rhynchobdellida; Glossiphoniidae
Exons: 12
Biological process (GO): potassium ion transport; transmembrane transport
Cellular component (GO): postsynaptic membrane
Molecular function (GO): large conductance calcium-activated potassium channel activity
Source: RefSeq, a predicted model, not a curated record